GUUAAUGUUAUCUGUAUGCACUGGGGGUAUGAGAGUAAAGCAAUUUUGAUUCUCUGUAUGUAUGUACUGUACAUGUGGAAGAACUGACAAUAAAGCAGACUUGACAUGACUUGACUUGUUACUCUCUAACACCUCAUAGAUCAAACAUAGAACCAGGAAACAGGAAACACUGAAUUCAGGGUAAAGAGAAACUGAAAUGUAGUUGAACUGUUGUGUGUCAAUGAAUGCAGUAAUAUGGCAAGAUCGAGAGAUUUUCAGGUUGAGUUCAUGUGUUCAGUGUGUCAUGAUCUCAUGAAGGAUCCAGUGACCAUCCAGUGUGGACACAGUUACUGUAAGAGCUGUAUUACAGACUGCUGGGAUCAGGAGGAUCAGAAGAGAGUCUACAGCUGUCCUCAGUGCAGACAGACCUUCAGUCCAAGACCUGCUUUAGCUAGAAACACCAUGCUGGCUGAUGAAGUGGAGAAACUGAAUAAGAGGAAACGUCCUGCUUACUGUGACGCUGGAGCUGGAGAUGUGCAGUGUGACGUGUGUACUGGAAAAAAAUACAAAGCCGUCAAGUCCUGUCUGAUGUGUCUGAACUCUUACUGUCUGAAUCACCUCGAACAACACGAGAGUUGGUUUAAAAGAAAGAGACACAGUUUGACAGAUGCCACUGGACAACUGCAGGAGAUGAUCUGCCAGAAACAUGAGAAGCUUCUUGAGCUUUUCUGUCGCACUGACCAGAAAUGUAUAUGUGUCCUUUGUAUGGAUGAACAUAAAAACCACGACACUGUAUCAGUUGCAGCACAGAAGAGAGAAAAACAGCACCAGCUGAAUGAGACACAGAAUACGCUCCAGCAGAGAAUCCAGCAGAGAGAGAAAGAUCUUCAGCAGCUGAGAGAGACUGUGGAGUCUCAGAAGCGCUCUGCACAGACAGCAGUGAAGGACAGUGAGAAGAUCUUAACUAAACUGAUACGGCUGAUCAGAGAUCAGGAAAAGACUGCAGUGAGUCGAGCUGAAGAACGACUGGAGCGACUGGAGCAGGAGAUCAAUGAUCUGAGGAGGAGAGACGCUGAGCUGGAACAGCUUUCACACACACAGGAUCACAUCCAGUUCCUGCAGAGUUUCCAGUCUCUCUCAGCACCUCCUGAAUCUACAGACGGAAAUGAUGAUCCCUUAAGUUCUCUCAACUCUUUUGAUGUCCUGAGAGAAUCUGUCCAUCAGCUGAGAGACAAACUGGAGGAUUUCUGCAAAGAGGAGCUCAAGAAGAUCUCAGACAGAGACACAAUCACCAACAUGGAUCCCAGAACCAGGAACGACUUCCUACAAUAUUCCCAUCAGCUCACUAUGGAUCCGAACACAGUGAAUAAAUACCUCCGUCUGUCUGAGAGAAACAGAGUGAUUGCUGCCACUUUCACAGUCCAGACAUAUCCUGAUCAUCCAGACAGAUUUGACUUUUGGCGUCAGGUGUUGUGUAGAGAGAGUGUGUGUGGACGCUGUUACUGGGAGAUUGAGUGGAGGGGAGACAGAGGUGUGCAUAUAUCAGUGUCAUAUCAGAGCAUCAGCAGGAAGGGAUUAGGUUAUGAGUGUUUCUUUGGAUCUAAUGAUCAGUCCUGGAGUUUGUUCUGCUGUCCCUCUAGUUACUCAUUCAUAUACAAUAAUAUAAAGACUGUUCUCUCUGUGAAGUCCAUCAGCAGGAGAAUAGGAGUGUUUGUGGAUCACAGAGCAGGAACUCUGUCCUUCUACAGCGUCUCUGACAAAAUGAGCCUCAUCCACACAGUCCAGACCACAUUCACUCAGCCGCUCUAUCCUGGGUUUUAUAUUUAUAAAGGAUCAUCAGUGAAACUGUGUUGAUGAAUCAGAAUAGACUAAAUAGAUAUUCUUCCCAUAAUGCUUUGAGCUGCAUUAUAAAUCAGUAACAGUGCGAUGUUAUAGAGUCUCUUCUUUUCUUUUCAUUAUAUUAAUACUGCAGCUGAACUUAAGGGCAUAUAAGCAAAGUCAGAAAGUCAGCUUGAUUUAUAAUGUGCUUUGUACAACAUAGAUACAAUAUGAACAGAAAUGCAAGGGGGUAUCAAACUGAGUUUAAAGCAUGUAAUGUGCUAAUAGUUUUGCAGACGUGGUCUAAGGCUUAGGUAUAUGAUUGAAUGUUUCCACUAAAUGGACCACAAGUAUUAUUUUUAGUGUCUAAGCAAUUAAAAAAACUAUUACAAGCAUAAUUGCUUUUUCAGUUCAAAUGUUCACUGUCAAUAAAUCAUUUAC
Messenger RNA from Carassius auratus (goldfish), 2238 nucleotides. Its product is annotated as tripartite motif-containing protein 16-like. The transcript is spliced from 6 exons. NCBI's taxonomy places the organism in Eukaryota, Metazoa, Chordata, Actinopteri, Cypriniformes, Cyprinidae. Gene Ontology annotation, molecular function: zinc ion binding; protein binding. The record is from RefSeq and is a predicted model, not a curated record. Bases 235 to 1833 code for a protein of 532 amino acids.